Mesorhabditis spiculigera is the source of this 1524-nucleotide messenger RNA. Lineage: Eukaryota; Metazoa; Nematoda; Chromadorea; Rhabditida; Rhabditidae. The record is from the annotation of a GenBank genome assembly.
AUGGCCGACGACGUCAUCGCCGAUAUCUCCUCAGAUGAUGGCGAGGCCCAGGAGCAGCCAGCGGCAGCCAAGGGGCCAGUGACGCCACCACCUGAAGAGACGGCUCAUGUGAAUGCUAGUGGUGACGGGCCGACCCCAAUUCUUGAUGCUCCCGGCGCGGAGGAGGAGAUCGACCUCGACUAUGCUGAAGAUCUACCACGUGCCGAGGAGGAAGAGGGUGAGGCGGAGACGUCUCCUGACAACGGAAAUGAAAAUGAGAAUGAGAAUGAAGAUGGGGCUGCCAGCGACUCGGAGGACGGCGAAAUCAAGAGUGAUGGUGAGGUAUCGGAAGACGAUACUUCAAAGGAGAAGGCACCCAAAAAGGAGCGCGAGGACGGGGAGCUCGAAGAUGGUGAGAUCACGGAUUCAGACGAUGACGCCAUCGUUGUCAACAUGAAGCAAAAGCUGCUCCGCAAAUCCGACCAGAAAAAGAUGGAUCCAGAUUUUGAGGAGAAACGCAAAUAUGGGCGGCUUUCCGGCGAACAGGACUGGGCCAACGAUAGCGAUGACGAAAAAAUUCCCUCGCUCCUCUCCAUCGAAGUUGGCGCACCCCGGCGUAAAGCUGCUCGUUACAAGGGAUACGAUUUGGCCAAUGAGCUCGGCCCGCAAUGCACGUAUCCGGAUCGCGGCAGUCAACAAAAACGUCCUGACGGGCGUCGUCCCAGCUCUCCAUCUCGCCGUGCCCGCACCGGAAGCAACAUGACACCCGUGUCUUCCCGCAGUGGCUCCGGCUCCAGAUCGCCCAGUCGCAACAAGAGCGGAAGGAAACGAAACGGGCGCAGUGGUUCCGGCAGUCGCACACCUACAAACGACCUGACUACAUAUCGGAUUCCCAAGCGAAAGGGCAGACGCUCUCGAUCUCCAUCAGCUGACCGCCGCUCGCCGUGGCGUGACAUGGAUCCGAAUGGCCCGGCGAUGCUCCGACCAAGGCGUGCCCAAUACAACCAACGGAAUCAAGCACCGCCUCCCCCGCGUCGUGAACCGAAUCAACCGAUUGAUCUGCAGCCGACUGGUGCUGAAGAUAUCAGUGAUGACGAGCUGAAGCCAGUCUCCUCUGGCUCUUCCCGAUCAUCGUCACGCUCAUCUUCACGUUCCUCAUCGUCUUCUUCUGGAUCAUCUUCGGACGCCAGCUCCCGCUCUACAAGCCCGGCCCUGCCUGCCAAAUACCGCACCGUCAACUCGGCCUCACCGUCGGCUGUUAGCGCCGAGAAGCCGAAAAAGAGCCUGACUCCUCCGAAAACCCGUGUGCGAUCGCCGGCACCGAAGCGCAUCCGGAAAGCGCGCACUCCAUCGGCCAGUCCUCCUCCACCUCCACCACCACCACCACCGCCCGCUCCUCCCCGCGAUGAUCAUCGCCGUCGGGAAGAGCGCUUUGUGCGGCAGCCAGUGCAGCCGAAACAACGUCAAAAGACCAAAGAGGAAUUGCUGGAGGAACUUCGCCGCGUCGAGGAGCGUCUCCAGCGCAAACGUAGACAGGCGGCCAUG